UUAUUUUAUUAUUUUCUAAUUCUGUCAUUUGCUUGGUUUAAAUAAACAUUUGUAAAAUGUGUUUGUUAAUAUAAAACUCACAAUGAAGCUAGUGCAUAAAAAUAUAGAAAAAGAUGGCUACGGGAGCAUCGGACUCAUUCCUGAAGAGUCCGAGGACAUGUGGCAUGCGUACAACUUGAUUGCUGAAGCUGACGCGGUGACUGCGUCCACGGUGCGGAAGGUGCAGACCGAGUCGUCCACCGGUUCCUCCACAAGCAACAGAGUGAGGACUACUCUGACCAUUCGAGUAGAAAAUAUUGAUUUCGACACACAAGCAUGUAUGCUGAGACUAAAGGGACGAAAUAUUGUCGAAAAUCAAUAUGUGAAGAUGGGUGCAUAUCACACAUUAGAUCUGGAGCUAAACAGGAAAUUUAUACUGCAGAAAAUACUAUGGGACUCCAUUGCACUAGAUCGGGUGGAGAUGGCCUGUGAUCCUGCAGCUAAUGCAGAUGUGGCUGCAGUGGUUAUGCAGGAAGGCCUAGCACAUGUAUGUCUUAUAACACCAUCCAUGACAUUGGUGAGGUCGAAAAUAGAUAUGACUAUUCCAAGGAAAAGGAAGGGUUUUGUUCAACAACAUGAAAAGGGUCUAAAUAAGUUCUAUGAUGCAGUAAUGCAAGGCAUCUUGAGACAUGUUGAUUUCAAUAUAGUGAAAUGUGUGAUACUUGCUUCACCGGGAUUUGUAAAGGAUCAAUAUUUUGAGUACAUGAUGCAGCAGGCUGUUAAGACAGACAACAAACUCCUCAUUGAUAAUAAAGGAAAAUUUUUAUUGGUCAAGGCUUCCUCAGGUUUUAAACAUUCUUUGAAAGAGGUGCUUCAAGAGCCUGCUGUGAUUUCAAAAAUAUCGGACACAAAAGCAGCAAGUGAAGUAAAAUUAUUAGAGAGCUUCUACACUAUGCUGCAGCUGGAACCUGCUAAGGCAUUUUAUGGGAAAAAACAUGUUGAAAGAGCUAAUGAAGCUAUGGCUAUUGAAAUUCUUAUGAUUUCUGAUAAAUUAUUUAGGUGUCAAGACAUACAAAAAAGGAAGGAGUAUGUCACUCUAGUAGAUUCGGUACGCGACAAUGGUGGCGAUGUAAGAAUAUUUUCAAGCAUGCACGUCUCUGGUGAACAACUGGAUCAAUUAACAGGUAUAGCUGCUGUACUUCGAUUUCCAAUGCCAGAGCUUGAAGAAAGUGAUGCUGAAGAUGAGAGUGAUUCUGAAUCUGAUUAGAAUUUGAUUUAUUUACAAGAAUUAUGUACUUAUAAGUAGUUUACCUGAUUGACAGUUGUAAAUUUUUUAUUAAGAAAUUGCGUUAUGUAGUAGAUAAUAUCUGAAAUUAUAUUUUUAUACUUGUUGUGUUUAGUUUAAAAUGUAUCUAGGUAGGAGCAUAUUCUAAAUGUAUAUAAAUU
Molecule: messenger RNA, 1425 nt
Organism: Achroia grisella
Lineage: Eukaryota; Metazoa; Arthropoda; Insecta; Lepidoptera; Pyralidae
Gene: pelo
Product: protein pelota
Exons: 7
Coding region: 83-1246 (387 amino acids)
Biological process (GO): RNA surveillance; ribosome disassembly; nonfunctional rRNA decay
Cellular component (GO): cytoplasm
Source: RefSeq, a predicted model, not a curated record